This is a messenger RNA of Somion occarium, 3794 nucleotides long. Lineage: Eukaryota; Fungi; Basidiomycota; Agaricomycetes; Polyporales; Cerrenaceae. The record is from the annotation of a GenBank genome assembly.
GCUCAUAUAGACGCCAAUCAUUGUUGCAUCUUUGUAUGCUGUCAGAUCGCCCGCAACCCACUUUCGCCGUCUUCCACACCCUUAUCCCCUUCUCAUAAUCGCGCUGUCGACGACGUUCUUGCACGACUUCGCCAGAGAACACUUCUCACAAAAGAAACUGAACGAACUUGCUUGUUGUCAACCUUGUCCAAGACUUGAACACAUAGCAGAAGACAUCUUACGACAAUCAUACGCUCUUUACGAAUCACACCACGGUAUCCGAUACGUCUUCGACGAACUAUAUAGCUCAGUUUAUGCUGCAUGGGUCGUGGUGAAACUACAAUGUAUCCAUCGAACGACCUGACAUCUAUCAACAACGGUUCUACACCGCGUGGCGAAGAUCAUACAAAACACAGCAAACGCAAACAAACCAUUCUUACUCUACUCGAUGUCCUCAAUGAGCUUCGCGACGGAGAGCUGGCAGAUGCAAGUAUCAAUCAACAGCAGCAACGAAGCUUCGAAGAUGACCGGGAUGUUCCCACGGUCGAUGAACACCUACAGAAAGUAGGCGCUGAUGCGUUCAAUAAGUUCCAGAGACGAAUCCUCAACCUUGAUCGAGAGCUUCGCAAUUUUGCUAACGCAGCCCGUCAACUAGGCAGCUCCGUUGGCAUUCUCUCGUCUUCAUUCCAUCUGCGCGAACGUCUCACACAGAUUCUCUUCCUGUUUCGUGAGAAUGCUGCAGACUUGUUUCCACGGAAGAUUGUCCGAGAGGGUCGCGAACAAUUGGUGAAUCCGAAUUACCGCCAUCUGAAGAGAAAUAAGCGAAGAAGAGCGCCUCCACAUGUGGUGAACCCCACUGUGAUGGAUACUUUAGAGGCGGAAGACCUUCCUCAGCAGCUAGAAUUUUUUGCUCGAGAUGUAACGACAUUCCUUGAAUGUCUGAACGAGUUUCCGGAGUUCACAGAUGAAAGCCUGAAUGCAUCCAUCCUAUCUCUGAAGGGUGAUCUAAAGUAUUGGGCCUCGUGCCUGAAAGCAUAUGAAGGCCAAUUCAAAUACCCGGCGGUACAGAGAUACGUGCAUGAUCUCUCAACCGAAAUGGGAGAGCACCUCGAUAGCAUCACCUCCUCAUUGUCUAUGUUCAUCGAGAUUGGUGUACCAACAAUUCGUUUUGCGCAGAAACACGCAGCAGCGAAUCUGCUCAACUUAUCCACUGUGGCAACAUUUUUCUCAGCGGUUACGGCUACAACCAUGCAGUUCUCUUUCGACCAAACUGGCAAUCCUCUGGCGGACUCCGUCAACGGGUUCUGGUUUACUUCGUUGGUAUUCAGUAUCGGUGCUGCAGUAAAUAGUCUGUUGGGAUUAACCUGGAAACAAGCCAUGUAUCGGUCGCCAGGUCAUAGGGUGCCAUGGUGGGUGCUCAUUUGGAUCAAACGAUCGCCACUGGUCUUUCUCGUCUUGUCUGUUGCUUGUUUUUCGAUGGGUCUAGUCUUGUUUGCCUACUCAUCUCAUCAGCAUCAAAUCACGUCGACAGUUACUACUGUCUUUUCGGCAUGUAGCUGCUUUGGUCUAGCAGCCGUAUCCACUUGGUUUGCAUCGGAACGCUGGAUUUUCAACCGCCACAAAGGCAAGAAGUGGUUAGCGGAUGCCUUGUCGGACACCAAGGUCAAGCUCUAUUCUAUUCCUGGCAUAGCUUGGUUCUUCACGCAACCCAAAGCUGCUGUAAACAAGCUCGUAUAUUGGGGUCACCGCCAAUCCCAGGAUGCAAGUGACUUUUUCUCUGACAUAGGCAAAAAGACAAUGGUCAUCAUACGGAGCGUCAAGAGCAACCUUUCAGAUGCGUCUGACUCCCAGCGAAGUGAUACUGGUUCCCCGGUCCCUCAAUGCUUCAGUCCGGAACCUUUGUCCCCUGCCACUGCUCGCACUGGAGAUGCCCUUCUUCCCAUAUCGGAAGUUGACUCUAUCACACAAUCACCUUCUGUGGACGGCCUCGACGAAAAGACGGUAGCCAGCGAUAGUGGCUCAACUGCCGGACCAUCAUCUCAGCCAAGUUUGGCGGCCAGGCGUCGAUGGGCUAACGCUGUGAAGUCUGUCUCAGUGAUGUUGCGGUCGACCUCGGCGGCGACUGGACCAUUCAAUGGCCCCAGUUCACCGAGGAGGCAGAGAACUAUGUCUUCCGACGGCACUCGCAUUACAACCAAUGGGAAACCUCUGGUAACCCUUCCUGGGAUGAUAAAGCUUUCUAGAGUUGCGGCACUGGUCCCGAAGCUGAAGAGUUUGGAAACUACCCAGGACUUGGCUGCACAUCAGGCUUUGGUUAGACAUCUACAGUUCUCACCUAAUGGAAAGUUCCUCGCUACAUCGAGCUGGGAUCGUACGUCGGUGAUAUUCAAGGUUGGGGAUCCUUUCACCUGUCACCGCGUACUCGCGCAUCCUCAGGGCUUUGUGGGACAAGUUGCAUGGUCACCUAGUGGGACCACAUUACUCACGAAACUCGGUCGCAGCGUCAAACUCUGGACGGACGACGGUGUUUGUAAAAGGACUAUCGAACGGCGAACGGCUAUACAAUCCAUUGCAUGGUUACCCGCUGGCGAAGCGUUCUUGUCUGUUGAAGGAGAGAAUGUUACAAAAUUAGAUUUGAACGGCAAUGUUGUCGAUGUAUAUCACUUUGAGAAGAUGAUAAUCCACGACGUUGCUGUGACCCAGGACUGUCAACGCAUGCUCUGCGUAGGAUCUCUUAUUGCAUCAGCCGAGGGUCUGCAGCCAAGCAAGAGUAGAGCUGAGAAACAAAUCAUAGCCUACAAUCUGGAAAGAAAAGACAUUGAAAAUCGGGUACCCGUCCUUCAUGAUGUUCGCGAUAUCACGUUGGCUAGAAAUGACCUUGUCGCGCUGGUCAGCUAUGAGAACAAGGCACCUCCUCAACUAUGGAAGCUGGAUUUCGUUAAAGUCUUGAAGGACAACGUCAACAAGGAAACUAGGGAAACUGCUCGUCUUUCGCUACGGCACACAUAUAUGCCAAAGGUUCAGGUAGAUUUCGCAGGUCCUAGCUAUUUCGGUGGCAAGAACGACGAAUUGAUUCUUUGCGCUGGGAAGGCUGGUGAUAUUCACAUCUGGGAUAGAGAAUCUGGUGCUCUUUUGCACCACAUUCGUGCGCAAACCCUUGGGGGAGACCUUACAUGUAUCGCUUGGAACCACGCCCAUGAUUCGUUCAUGUUUGCUACCGGUAGUCAUGAUGGUGCCGUUAGGAUAUGGACCGCACCAGAUGCGCCGUCGAUAGACGAACCUUAUCCCAGUCGCGGUCCUACGAACCCGACGAACACUCCAGCACGUACACCAUCGCCGUUCGACGUUGAAUAUCGUACGGAUAGCCCGGCCACACAACUGGGUGGUGACUCACAGGACGACCAUAACCAAUCAAGUUUGCAAGUUGAUCGCGCUGACUCGUCAGGGUCAAGACGGACGGUUGUCUUUUCAUGAUCUGGGGAUACCAGUUCGAUCUUGUUUUAUGAGUGUAAGAGCAUUGAUCCUACUGUAUUUCUAGUCAUGUCAAACGCUACGAUAUUAUGAAUCUGAAUGUACUCAUGCUACAGAGUGAUUUCAGUGGAACUCCAUCGAAGUAAUUGUUGCAGUCCUUACAACAGACGUCGACAUCCAAUUGACUCUCAGCGAAAGGGUCUUAGAUGUAUGGCGGGUCACUCAUCGCAUAUCUUAUUGUAUACAUCUUAGAGGACAACUAAAAUCAGCAGCAUGAACUCAGCUUCGGAUUUCGUCGCUCGCAAUUCAUUUGAAGUUGAAGCGGGGGUUUCUCAGACAUUCCC